AUAUGCUUUGUGUUGUGUUGCUUUCUACUGUCUUUAUCCCCGUUUACUAACAGGCGCAAGGCGAGGAGAAGUGUGAAUUUUGGUUAAUAAUUGCACCAAAAUUGCCGAGGGUGUAUUGUUGUCAUGUUUAAAGAUUUGUCGUAUAGUAGCGGCUUUCAGGUUUUUAGUUGGCAAAAUCAAGGGUCUGGACGAUGCUAACCAGUUAGCCCGGGUUAGCUGGCUAAGGAAGUUAGCCAGCUAGCUAGCAUUCCGCGUCAGUUUGCCGGAGGCUGUUUUCUUGUUUCGCACAUUUCCAGCUUGUUCUCCGAUGUUUAACUGUUAAACUGGCUUCUAAACUGAAACACUGGACUGAUGCUUUACUGAUGUAGAACAUAAAAGAUCAUAGUUAUUCUAUUAUUUAAAAUGAGGAGCCAGCUGUGUUUCUCGUAAGCGGGUGGUUUUCCACCAACGCUACCCUUUUGUUUUGACAAAGGGAAAGAGAGGUGAAUUUCUUCUUCCUUUUUAAAAAACGCACCUCAUAUUAGGUUGUGGAGAAAUAUAUUUGGUCAUUGUAGUUUUGGCAAUGGCUCCACAUAAGCAAAGCACUUCAGUUGGAGGCCACCAGGUAGGUUUUGGUUCUGGAGGAAAAGCCAACGGGCUGUACCAACCGUCCUCCGUCGUGAUGGCUGCAUCCAAGAAGACCAACAUGCAACUUAUUCAAGCCGACCAUGAGCUGUUCCUGCAGGCCUUCGAGAAGCCAACACAAAUAUACCGGUUCCUCCGCACAAGAAACUUAAUUGCUCCUAUAUUCUUGCACAGGACGCUCACAUACAUGUCCCACAGAAACUCAAGGAAUAACAUUAAAAGGAAAAGCUCCAAAGUGGACAAUCUGCUGUUUAAAGUGGAAAGGAUGAGAGGAGAGCAGGAGACUCACAGUUUGACCUCUAAUCUGCAGCUCACCUUCACCGGCUUCUUUCAUAAAGCUGUAAAACCUUCGCAGGAUGAGAAUGAGCAGAACUCUGUAUCUCUGGAGGUCCUCCUGGUCAAAGUCUGCCACAAGAAGAGGAAGGACGUCAGCUGUCCGGUGAAGCAGAUCCCUACAGGAAAGAAGCAGGUUCCUCUGAACCCGGACAUGAGUUCCGGGGUCCAGGCCAAACCCGGCUCCCUUCCUUCCCUCCUGAUUCCCAGCAGCGAGUUUGAGCCCAGCAACUCUCACAUGGUCAAGUCUUACUCCUUACUCUUCAGAGUAUGGAGACCUGGAUACCCCCGAGCACAGAUGAAUGGCCUGGCCAACGGAGAGAAUCACCACAACAGAGAUUUUUCAGAGGAAGCCGUGAACAGGAAGAGGAGGAGCGUCUCUCUCAGGGAGGAGGGAGAAACCACGUUUGUGGCUCAGAUGACUGUCUUUGAUAAAAAUAGACGUCUGCAGCUGUUGGAUGGGGAGUAUGAGGUGUCCAUGCAAGAGAUGGAGGAGUGUCCCGUCAAUAAGAAGAGGGCGACGUGGGAAACCAUCCUGGACGGAAAGCGCUUACCUCCGUUCGAGAGUUUUUCUCAGGGUCCGACCCUGCAGUUCAACCUGCGCUGGACCAGCGACCCCUCUGAUCGCUCCACUGCUCCCGUGGCCAAACCUCUGGCCACCCGCAACUCCGAGACCAACCAGGACACUAGACCCAGCAACUUGAGAGCCACGCACACACCAGCUGUUAAAGAAUCCAUCAGUGCAGAUGUUCAAACCAGACGAGAACACAUCUUAGCGGAGCCUCGACAGAAGCUACGAAUCUUCUACCAGUUCCAGUACAACAACAACACGCGGCAGCAGACCGAAGCCAGAGACGACCUCCACUGCCCCUGGUGUACGCUCAACUGCAGGAAGCUGUACAGUCUGCUCAAACACCUCAAACUGUCCCACUCCCGCUUCAUCUUCAGCUACGUGCCCCAUCCCAAAGGAGCGAAGAUUGAGGUCUCCAUCAACGAGUGUUACGAUGGCUCAUAUGCAGGAAACCCGCAGGACAUCCACAGCCAACCGGGCUUCGCCUUCAGCAGGAAUGGCCCGGUCAAGAGGACCGCAGUCACCCACAUCCUGGUCUGCAGGCCCAAGAGGAUGAAGCCAAGUCUGUCCGAGUUUCUGGAGUUGGAGGACGGCGAUCGGGAGCAGCAUCAGAGGACGUACAUCAGCGGACACAACCGGCUUUACUUCCACAGCGACAGCUGCGUGCCGCUGAGGCCUCAGGAGAUGGAGGUGGACAGCGAGGACGAGCGGGACCCCGACUGGCUCAAAGAAAAGACGGUGAAGCAAAUCGAGGAGUUCACCGACGUCAACGAGGGGGAGAAGGAGAUCAUGAAGCUGUGGAACCUCCAUGUCAUGAAACACGGUUUCAUCGCUGACAACCAGAUGAACGAGGCCUGCCUGCUGUUCGCCAACCACCAUGGCCCCCUCAUCGUCAAACGCAGCCUGUGUCGCAACUUCUUGCUGCAUCUGAUCAGCAUGCACGACUUCAACCUGAUCAGCACCCUGACCAUCGACCAGGCCAUGGCCCGGCUCCGCCUCCUCCAGAGCCAGGCUGCUCGCAUUGACAAACACCACCACGAGGAGGACGAUAUGGAGGAGGAAGAAGAAGAAGAGGAGGAGGACUGGGAGACAGCUGUGGAGUCCCAGCCGGAGUUGGACCCAGAUCCCGAUCCUGAUAUAUCUGAGUUUAAAGCCUGCGCCGACGAGACCAGCAGCAGCUGCCCGGAGAGCAGAAACCAGCAGAAUGAAGCCGAGACGGAGAAACUAAACUCCAAGCAGAAACUCUUUGACUCAGUUCUAAAGUGACUUUUUCAAUCAUCAAAUCACAAAGAUCCCCAAACUGGACGAGAGGUCUUAAAAUCUGAAGAGAAAAAAACAGUGUGAAACACACACACGACUCACUGCAGGGAUGUUUUCAAAUGUCACAUCAGAUGACCUUUUUUGUUUUCUGUUUUCGUAACCUGGUAAAGUUGAAACUUGAAGCUCUGGAUCAUCUUUUUUAACCUGAUUAUGUAGAUGUGUCAGGGUUCUAGCUCUGAAUUCAAAGGUGCUGCUUUCUUUUGUUUCAGUUGUACAAGUCUAUCAGGAACAAAGGCAGACGUCCCAUAAAGGACCAAAACCAGCUCCAUGUUGCUCGGUUCUUUCUGGAAACUGUUUUUAAAUGUUGUUAAAACAGGUGAAAUUGUGCUUUGUCGGGGGGGUUGGGUCUAUUUUCUGCUGCGGAUUAAUCCACAUGGUGCUCCAUCUGAUGCUACCUUUGUUCUGGGCUCAAACACUCAAGCCUUCAUUGUUAGUUUUUCACCCACAGGAUAGUCUUCCUCAGCGAAGCACAGACAGCUCAGCUCCUCUGAAGCUUUCCAGUGUUUACCUGUCACAGGUGACCAGUCCGGGGUCGGUGCUAUGGAGCAGGUUUAGGUUUCUAACUUUCAGUUGAGUUGUAUCGCCAUGACAACAUGCUGGGCGCAAGUCCUGGUGUUCUGGCAUCGUCAUGAAAAACAUUUUCUUUAAAAUUUGGAAUUAAAGUGCUUUUUUUCAUGUAAAGACUUCAUGCAGCUUCAAGACAAAAUAUCUCAAAACAAGCCUGUAUGUUGAUUUUCUGAGACAUCCAGUUUAUAAAAUGCUUUAACAAUAAUUAAAAUCUUGAAGUGUUAACAUAUUUUACUUUUUCUAAAUAUUUCCACCUGGUUGUCACAGAAGAUGAACUCAGACACAAAUGAAUUUGUUUUCAUGUUUAGUCUUUAUUUAGUGGAAAAAGCAUCUAAAACGUCUGACAUUAUAAAAGGAAAAAAAGGUUUUCUUGCGAGAGAAGCCUCAGCUCCUGAUCCCUGAAUGUAUUUUGUCUUCUGGUGCUGACGCUGUACCCACAUCCAGUUAAAAACCCUUCACCAGCAACUCGAUCACCAGAGAACUGAAGCUAACCCUGGAUGUGCUGAACCUGCUCUGUAGAACAGGCCCCUUGUUCUUCAGCUGAACCUGUAUCGACUACCUGACCUUUUCCUGGUUUUUUAACCGUUUGUGACUCUGCAUCGUGUCCACAAACAACCAGUACGGUUUCUGUUAUAACUAUUGGUGCUUGACAUGUUUAUUCCUCAAAAACAGAAAGACCUCGACUCUACUGCCCCUCUUCAAAAUGUUUUGAUUUGUGAGACUGACGUUGAACUGCAGGUGUUUCUAACGGAGCCACCCUCACUCUUUCCUCUGGACCACCUUUCAUCCAGGUGCUGGUUCCAGGUCAGUGUGACGAAUGUCUGCUUAUGAGCUGAAUCUUUCAGGAUUUGGCUAACCUGCAUUUUUCUGAUCAACUCUUCCACAUGCUGCAUGUUUGAAAACAUGAACCGGACAUUCAACAAGGUGCUGCCUGUUUUCUCUGUGUUUCUUCCCUUCUGCUCUGUACAUAAGAGGCUGCAGCAGGUGGAAACUUCAGCUUUGGAUUUUGGCUGUUUCAUGUCAUGACCCAGAAUCUCCAGGCGAUCUGAACUUUUACCAACAGCAACACCAAAAUCAUAGAGUCCGGAUGCUGAUGCUGCCUUACAGAUUUUUAGUUUUUCUCCGCACGAAGCUCCUCCUGACAGGAAACGUGAUGUCUGGGGGCUACAGAAGUCCACAUGUGGAUUUUUUAUUUUAUUUUUCCUUUAUUCACAAGACCAGCAGCAUUUUGCACAAGUCAGGGGGAGCAAUGUCAAGAAUACAGGAUUUAAUUUCAGUGAUGUAAAAACCAGCUUGACCAUAUUUACUGUUGAGUCAAAAUGGUUUCUAUUAAAAAGGAUCAGUUUUGUGA
This is a messenger RNA of Melanotaenia boesemani (Boeseman's rainbowfish), 4766 nucleotides long. Its product is annotated as polycomb protein suz12-B-like. Lineage: Eukaryota; Metazoa; Chordata; Actinopteri; Atheriniformes; Melanotaeniidae. Gene Ontology annotation, cellular component: ESC/E(Z) complex; nucleus. Gene Ontology annotation, molecular function: chromatin DNA binding. The transcript has 16 exons. The record is from RefSeq and is a predicted model, not a curated record. The coding region runs from base 563 to 2794 and encodes 743 amino acids.